Molecule: messenger RNA, 547 nt
Organism: Neopsephotus bourkii (Bourke's parrot)
Lineage: Eukaryota; Metazoa; Chordata; Aves; Psittaciformes; Psittacidae
Gene: CCDC86
Product: coiled-coil domain containing 86
Exons: 4
Coding region: 10-522 (170 amino acids)
Cellular component (GO): nucleolus
Source: RefSeq, a predicted model, not a curated record
GCGUGGAGGAUGGAGGAGGAAGGGGAGGGGACCCCGGUACCGGGCAAUGGAGGGAGCGGAGCCGCGGCCCCGGCCCCGGCCCCGGCCCCGGUCCGGAGGCGUCGGAAAGCGGCCAAGAAGCGGAAGGAGGCGGCGGCCGCGAUCCCGAGGGGCAAACCCAAGUCAGGGCGGGUGUGGAAGGACCCCGGCAAGAAGAGGUUCUCCCACAUGAUCCAGGACAAGGCCCUGCGCAGCUCCUGGCCUCGGAAGCUGCGGGAGCGGCAGGAGAAGAAGCUGGUGCAGGCCCUGGCUCGGCAGCUGCAGGAUGGGAAGAGGAGGGAGAGAGAGGAGAAGAAGAGGCGGCGAGAGGAGAACAUGAAGCGGAGGCUGGAGAAUGAGCGCAAGGCGGAGAUCGUGCAAGUGAUCCGGAACCCUCUGAAGCUGAAGCGAGCCAAGAAGAAGCACCUGAGGCGGGUGGAGAAGAGGGAUACCCUGGCCCUGCUCCAGAAGGAACCCAUCAGGAGCAAAGCAGCCAUGGAAUGAGCCGGGAAUCACCUCCAUGCUCUGU